Dichomitus squalens LYAD-421 SS1 is the source of this 3111-nucleotide messenger RNA. Its product is annotated as trehalose 6-phosphate phosphatase. Gene Ontology annotation, molecular function: catalytic activity. The transcript is spliced from 6 exons. Gene Ontology annotation, cellular component: cytosol; alpha,alpha-trehalose-phosphate synthase complex (UDP-forming). NCBI's taxonomy places the organism in Eukaryota, Fungi, Basidiomycota, Agaricomycetes, Polyporales, Polyporaceae. The record is from RefSeq and is a predicted model, not a curated record. Gene Ontology annotation, biological process: trehalose biosynthetic process. Bases 26 to 2782 code for a protein of 918 amino acids.
UUCCUCGUCUUCGCAACCAGCAACGAUGGACAGCUUCGCGGAACCCCGCAAGCCCCUCGACAUCUCCGUCUCUCUCUCCGACGUUCGUGGGCAGGUCGCCAAACUCGAGGCCGACCUUCGCGAGAAGGACAUCCCCCUCUCUGGUCGAAUCAUCCAUGUCUCCCACUACCUCCCUAUCACCUGUGCCUUCGCUCGUAGGCCGCGUCCGCAAGAUAUUCCAAGUCCCCCCGCAACCCCGCCUGCGAAGGCCUCGGACAUCCCGCCAUCUCCUUCCACCGAGCAACCCCCCUCAGGAGACUUGCCGACUCCUAAGGCCACCGCCCCGGCACAGCAACACGAGUCCCCGCAAUGGACACUUAACGUGCGCUACGGCCACUCGGCCAUGGUGAGCGGCAUUGACUCCCUUGCGGAGACACAUGAGCAACUGUUCGUCGGUUGGACCGGCGAUAUCGAAUCCGUUUCUCAAGCUGGGCCCCCGCUCGCCGCACCGAAUUCAAGUGGCCCGUCGGAUCCCCCCAUCAGCAAAGUCCCGACGGCCUCCCUCAGCGAUGCGGACAAGAAGGAGCUCGAAGACCUUCUUGAGAACUACCGCUCACGGGAUGAGGUCGAGGAAGGGAAGGAGAUUCACUACGUGCCUGUAUUCCUUGACGAUAAGGAUGCGCACGGUCACUACGAUGGAUACUGCAAGCAGACGCUCUGGCCUCUGUUCCACUACUUGCUCUGGCAAGACGUCGCAACGGAGUACGCCUCCGCAGACGCGCACUGGGCACCGUAUGAGGCCGUCAACUCUGCCUUCGCGAAGCGUGUGGCAGAGGUGUACCGGCCCGGAGACCUCAUCUGGAUCCACGACUACCAUCUGCUCCUCGUUCCGUCGCUGCUCCGCCAGACCCUUCCGGAUGCCACUGUCGGACUCUUCGUGCACACGCCUUUCCCGAGUUCCGAGGUUUUCAGGUGUCUCCCCAGGCGCAAGGAAAUCCUGGAUGGCAUGCUGGGCGCCAACCUGAUCUGCUUCCAGACAUACUCGUACUCAAGACACUUCACGUCAUCGUGCGUCCGUGUGUGCGGUUACGAGGUCACGUCGCGGGGUGGCAUCGAUGUUCAAGGCCACGUUGCCGCUAUUGGGUACUGCCCCGUCGGUGUUGACGCGGAACGUGUGGCGAAGGAUACGCUCCGCCCGGGUAUUCAGCCCAAGUUGGAAGCGCUUCGUGCGCUCUACGAGGGAAAGAAGAUCAUCGUCGGCCGGGACAAGCUUGACGUGGUCAAGGGUGUCGUCCAGAAGCUCCGCGCGUUCGAGAAGCUGCUUCAGGACUACCCUCAGUGGAUCGGCAACGUCGUCCUGAUCCAGGUCACGUCCCCCGCACUCUCGGACUCGCCCAAACUCGAGCGUCAGGUCUCUGAGCUGGUCGCGCAUAUCAACGGAGAGUACGGUUCACUCGAUUUCAUCCCAGUGCACCACUACCACCAAACGAUCAAGAAGGACGAGUUCUACGCGCUGCUUUCGGUUGCAGAUCUUGGUGUGAUCACGCCGCUCCGCGACGGUAUGAACACUACCUCCAUGGAGUUCGUCAUCGCGCAGGAGCGCACGAAGAAGAGCCCCCUCAUCCUCUCCGAGUUCAUGGGUAUCUCGAGCAACAUGGUGGAUGCGCUGCAGAUCAAUCCUUGGAAUCUCAGCGAGGUUGCCGCUGCCAUGCACCGCGGACUGACCAUGCCGGACGACGAGAAGCUUCGUCGCCAUCAGGAACUGUACAAGACCGUGACCACCCACACGUCGCAUACCUGGGCUGCUUUGCUUGCCAAGAAGCUCCUUGAGCGUCUCGGCAGCUCGAACAUGGCCCGGCAGACGCCGUUCAUCCCCAAGGGCGACCUUGAAAGCCACUACGUGAAGGCAAAGAAGCGGCUCUUCCUGUUUGACUACGAUGGCACGCUCGCGCCCAUCGUCAAGACACCCAGCGCUGCCGUCCCCUCGAAGGAGACGUUGCAGGCGCUCGAAACGCUCACCGCUGACCCGCAGAACGUUGUUUACAUCAUCUCAGGGCGCGACGGCGAGUUCCUGGAGCAGCACCUGGGCCACAUCAAGAAUCUCGGGAUGUCCGCGGAGCACGGUGGCUUCAUUCGCGAGCCAGGACAGUCUGGGUGGAGGAACUUUACGGAGUCGCUGGAUAUGAGCUGGAUGUCGGAGGUGCUCGAGAUCUUCAAGUACUACACCGAGCGCACCACCGGCAGCCAUAUCGAGGUCAAGAAGAGCUCGAUCACUUGGCACUACCGUUCCGCGGAUCCCGAAUGGGGUCUCUUCCAGUGCCAUCAGUGCCAGGACUUGCUCGAGAACAACCUCGCUCGCAAACGUCCUAUCGAAGUGCUUGUCGGCAAGAAGAACCUCGAGGUCCGCCCGCUCGCCGUCAACAAGGGCGAGAUCGUCAAACGCAUCCUCUACUUCCACCCUGACGCCGAGUUUAUCUUCUGCGCGGGCGACGACAAGACCGACGAGGACAUGUUCCGCGCGCUCCUCCUGUUCCCGCAGCAGCCACAGCAGCAGCACGAGCGCGUCCGGCUCGAGCCCCCGCUCUCCGUCACGCUCCUCGCCAAGGAGGGCGAGCAGUACCCGCCCGUCGAGCUCGCCAUCGAGCGCGACGCGAUUUUCACGACCGCCGUCGGGCACAGCUCGAAGCGCACGCUCGCGCUGUGGCACGUCACGACGCCUGAGGAGGUCGUCGAGCACAUGCUCCACCUCGUCCGCGACAGCCUGCCGAAGGGGGCGGAGGGCGAGCAGACGAGCAAUCUAUAGGCCUAGAGUUGGCAUGAUCAAUCGCGUUGUCGUUGUAAGUGGCCAGCAGUUGUACACCCAACCAGUUGUAUCCAUAUCUUUCCCGUACCUUCUUGACUCUCCGGCAGUACCUCAGGGUCGAGAUACGAUGCUGCGAAUACACCCGCAUGCGCACCAUGUCAUUGUACUCUCAUCACUCGGGUUUCUCAUGUAGUCAUGGCUUAUAGACGUCCAAUAGACCGAUAUUUAGGAUCCGAGACCAUAACCAAUAGUAUGUGUCGUUACGACAGCUUUCGCAUCAAAUAGCCACCAUCCGCUCAGUAGGACGCAUGUACGCACCAGUAUCAAAC